AUGGCUGAUGAUGUAUCUUGCGAAGGCCAAGAGGGGCAGAACUUGGCGCCCGGUGGUGGUUCACCAGAAAAAGGACAUUCUUUGAAGCUUAUCAAGAUUCAAACGGGAGGAGGUGAAGAAGAUUAUGAUACGGGGAAAAGGAGGAAAGUGAUAAUGAAGACAGAAGUGGUAUGCAGCUCCAACAGCAAAGGGUUGCGUUGUUCAAAAGCUUUUAAGAUUCAGACAAGAGCUCUCCUUGAUGAGCAGGAUUCCAACAAGAAUAAGACUUCGAACCUCAAGAAUGAUGGAUCGGAGGGUGGUGUUUCUGAGAAGAAUACUGGAAGCGAAGCCUUGUGCCCUGUUUGUUCCAAGAGUUUCCGUUCGAAGAAGGCCGUGUACGGGCACAUGAGGUGCCAUCCUGAUAGAGAAUGGAGGGGGAUCAAUCCUCCGCCCUCGGCCAAGUCUGAUUCUUGCUCCACUGUGUCGAAGAAAAAUGAUGAUUUGAGCCCUUCAGCCAUGAAAUCAACUGUGGUUUCGUCAGAUAUUAGUCCUUCUCAGCCUCUUCUGCCCUGGACGAAAACUGGAAGGAGGGGCAAGAAUCACCCCUUGAGCUCAUCUUCUACUUCGGUUUUGUCCAGUGAUCUCAGUUUUUCGCAUAAACAUGGAGUUAAGAACAAGAAACAAGUUUCUGAAUGUUUAGGAGGGAAGAAGAGGAAACAAGUUGAGGUGUUACAACUUGGAAGCUUGAGAAAUUAUCCAUCAAAAGAGGUGAGCAUUGAUGGAAGAGGGAUUCUGAUGCUGAAAGAGAAGGCUUUGAUAGAUACUGAGUUAGGGCCCAGAGAUGCAGGCCUUGACAACAACAUAGAGGAGGAAUCAGGUAGCAAGAACACUACUGAUAGAAGCAAAAACGGAAACAAGCUCGAUCAAAAAAUAGUAAGCGAGUCGCCUCUUGUGGCACCCAGGGAGCAUAAGUGCAGCACUUGCCAUAAGGUCUUCCCAACUUUCCAGGCCUUAGGUGGACACAGGUCUAGCCAUAGUUAUAAGAACAACCUCCAAGCCAUGGAUGCCGGAGAAGAAGAGUCUAAAGAAGGUGGCUCCAAGGUGGUGGUAGAUGGGUUCAAGUGCAACAUUUGCAGCAAAAACUUCCGGUCGGGUCAGGCUCUUGGAGGCCACAAGAGGGCUCACUUUCAGGGAUCAACCCAAGCCACACCCACCCAAGACUCGGCCUCUGGAAAAGCCAGCGAAAGUAUGGGAAAUAAAGUGCUAGGUUUUGAUCUCAAUGAGCUUCCUCGAAUGGAGGAAUGA
Messenger RNA from Vitis riparia (riverbank grape), 1284 nucleotides. Its product is annotated as zinc finger protein ZAT9-like. Gene Ontology annotation, molecular function: DNA-binding transcription factor activity. The record is from RefSeq and is a predicted model, not a curated record. The transcript has a single exon. NCBI's taxonomy places the organism in Eukaryota, Viridiplantae, Streptophyta, Magnoliopsida, Vitales, Vitaceae. Bases 1 to 1284 code for a protein of 427 amino acids.